CCGCCGGAGAAGCGCGCACCCGUGUUUGGCAAGGUGGAGCAGCUGAGGCCCGACACCUCUGGUCAUAAUCUGGUAGUGAAGGUGGUGGACUCCAAGGUGGUGGUAGACAAGCCAGCUCGAGGGCCGCUGAAGCCGCAAAAGGUGGCGGAGUGCACUGUCGGCGACGAGACCGGCACCAUCCUGCUCACCGCCCGCAACGAGCAGGUGGAGCUGAUGAAGCCUGGCAGCUACGUGACGCUGCGCAACGCCAAGAUCGACAUGUUCCGCGGCAGCAUGCGCCUGGCAGUCAACCAGUGGGGCAAGAUGGAGGCGGCCAGCGGGCACAGCUUCACGCCCAAGGCAGAUUUCAACCUGAGCCUGGUGGAGUAUGAGCUGGUGCCGGUGAGGCAGGAG
Messenger RNA from Chlorella variabilis, 393 nucleotides. RefSeq lists its product as hypothetical. The transcript has 4 exons. The record is from RefSeq and is a predicted model, not a curated record. NCBI's taxonomy places the organism in Eukaryota, Viridiplantae, Chlorophyta, Trebouxiophyceae, Chlorellales, Chlorellaceae. The annotation marks the transcript as partial.